Molecule: messenger RNA, 459 nt
Organism: Penicillium soppii
Lineage: Eukaryota; Fungi; Ascomycota; Eurotiomycetes; Eurotiales; Aspergillaceae
Exons: 2
Coding region: 1-459 (152 amino acids)
Source: RefSeq, a predicted model, not a curated record
AUGCGAAUCUACCAACAGAUUCCUAUCACUGGAACGGAAGACGCUGACCACGACACUCUGGAUAGACAAGCCGUUGCUCCUGGAGUUUGUGGUGAGCUUGAGUCCUUCAAAAUGUUGCAGAGUGGAGGCUGUGGCGCCGUUCCUCGCUUUCUUGGUCACGCAGAAAGUACACAAGGAGACAACGACCUCCUUCCUGGCGGCUAUAUUAGAUACCUUGUGUGGGAAAAGGAUCCAGGGGAGCCUCUAACAAAGGAAUUCUUCUGGGGCUUGAAUAUAACCGCGCGCGAAGACAUCCGUGUUAAGUUCCGUGACGCCUGUGAUCAUAUCUCUGGAUUUCGAAUGGGAUGGCCAAUUAUCGAUAAAACUGAAUGGUCAGAGGCUCGUUACGUCGAGUUUGAACUGGCGGAGCCGAGUGAAGAAGGAGACUGGUACCUCCACCCGGAGAAAUGGCAGUGGUAA